CAGCACGACCAUGAAACUGGUUUUGUUGGUUCUGUUUCUGGCCGCAGCCAGCGCCCAUCGGAAUAGGAAUCGCACUCGUGUCCCUAAGGACGAUGCUCUCAAGGACAUCAUCGUGAACGGUUACAAUGCCUACGAGGGCAAGGCUCCCUACAUCGUGGGCCUGCUGCUUCGCACCGAUGGGAGCAAUGGAGCCGCUGUCGGUGGUGGCAGCAUCAUCGCCAACACCUGGGUCCUGACCGCCGCCCAUUGCCUCACCACCGACUCCGUGGACAUUAACUACGGCUCGAACAGGGCUUGGGAUGGCCAAUACAAGCACAAUGUGAGGAAGGAGAACUUCUUCCGACAUCCGGGAUACCCCAACACCGCUGGCCACGAUAUCGGCCUGAUCCGGACUCCUCACGUGGACUUCAACAAUCUGGUCAAUAAGGUGGCCCUGCCCAAGUUUAACCAGAAGAGUCUGCGCUUCGAGAACUGGUGGUGCGUGGCCUGUGGUUGGGGAGGAACGUCCAAUGGAAAUCUGGCCAAUUGGCUGCAGUGCAUGGACGUGCAGGUGAUUAGCAACAAUGAAUGUGCACGCUCUUACGGAAGUGUGGCCAGCACCGACAUGUGCACCCGCCAAACCGACGGCAAGUCCGUGUGCGGUGGAGACUCUGGUGGCCCUCUGGUCACACACGACAAUCCCAUGCAGAUUGGAGUAAUCACCUUUGCCUCCGUGGGCUGCAAGAGUGGACCCUCUGGCUAUACCCGAGUCACCGAUCACUUGGACUGGAUCCGGGAGAAGUCCGGUAUCGCCUAUUACUAAUUGGAUGAAACGACCUUGGCUAUAUGAAACCCAAUAUACAUAUAUCUAACCUGCACAUAUUUCUAAUGCACAUGUGUAAAUAUAUUUCUGAAAUGAGCUGCAAA
This is a messenger RNA of Drosophila serrata, 906 nucleotides long. Its product is annotated as serine protease 1. Gene Ontology annotation, biological process: proteolysis. Gene Ontology annotation, molecular function: serine-type endopeptidase activity. The record is from RefSeq and is a predicted model, not a curated record. Lineage: Eukaryota; Metazoa; Arthropoda; Insecta; Diptera; Drosophilidae.